CGGACAGUUUUCCACCAUAUUGCCGUUAGUUCUGUCGUACACCCCGCCUCGACAAUAGUUUGCUGGGUGGAUGUGCUGUUAGCGAAGCUAUCAGAUGCGAUCGUAAUGGCCGCUGGCGAUGGGACCCAAUUAUCCGAUAUACAACAUUCUGAAGAAUGGUACCUGCAACGUGAAGAUGAUAAUCUACGCGCAGCUUCCCAAUUACCAUCGCAAUGGGACUCUAUAAAGCGUCUCCUCGCAUCCAGGCAAGUGUCACCAGCGGCGAGACGGUUGGCACUUCGCUUAAUCUUUGGUGUUUGCAUCAUUUUGCCUUCAUUAGGAGGUAAGAACGACGACAGGAUGACACAAUCCGAGGACUUUCUGGAAAUCAUGCAGACAUGUAUACACCAAACGGUUAUGAGUGGAUUUACAGCGAAUUACUCAUCAGACCCUGCCGUUGAGCUGGAGAGAAUCAACUUCUCCAUGCUGGUGUCUCUUUAUGCUGCCGUGGAUGUAGAACAGAGACAAAAGCAAUUACCAUCACGUCCACUUACUCUAGGCUAUCUGUUGGACCUCAUACAAGUAGUAAUACAUCCGGAUGAUGGCAUCAUUCCGUCGUCCAUCAUCGCACCUCCUGAUCACUUGGAUGUCGCUCAAACAAUACUUAUUCGAUGGGGUGAUACCAUUUUCUGGAGCUGGGAAACUUGGGACGACUCCCGGCUAGCUAACACCGAAGUCAUCGUUUUUCUGACCGCAGUGUGGAUAAAUAAGUUCAACGAAGCUCUAGAUUCUCAUGUUUCCGGGGCGUUAUGUACAACACUGAACCGUUUCGCACCGAGUAGCGCGAUCUUGAAUGUUCUGCACCAUUGUCGACUGUUCAUUAUUGAUCAGUCCGAGCUGUCGGAUGGGCAGCCUUUGUCGGUGUAUGCUCUCUUGUCAAAGGCAUGCCGAAUAAUUGUCCAUUUUUUGCAUGGUGAUAUUCUACACGCGAGCAAUCAGGCUUGCCUCAGAGAGGACCUCUGCAAGACGUUGUUUGAUAUAUUCGUUAUCGUUGACACCGAAGAACAUGGAUUAACUAUCAAAACUUCUAUCCUCGAAGCAUUGACUCUAUUUCAUCAAACAACCUUACGACGAUCGUUAAAAGAUACACAGCAAGAUAAUAGAACUGAAUUCAUGACAAGGCUGAGUAAACUAAUAUCCCGAUGUCAUCACUAUGGGCGGCAGAGAAAUCGUUUGAAGCCAUCAACGAAAUAAAAGUAACUUUGGAGUUCCUUAUUGUUCUAUGGCAUUGCAAAGCAUUGGGAAGUGCUCUCUGCAACUCCGUCUCAUCUUUGCUCUCUUCUAUCAUUGACUGUCUAUACGACGGUAAUGCCGGACAGAACGUGGCGUUACUUCGUGGGGCGGCCUUUACGAUCUUUUC
This is a messenger RNA of Guyanagaster necrorhizus, 1399 nucleotides long. RefSeq lists its product as uncharacterized. The record is from RefSeq and is a predicted model, not a curated record. The transcript is spliced from 9 exons. Lineage: Eukaryota; Fungi; Basidiomycota; Agaricomycetes; Agaricales; Physalacriaceae. The coding region runs from base 106 to 1233 and encodes 375 amino acids.